AUGCUAAGGUUUAUUUCCCGUCCAGGUGGUUUAAAACGACUAACCUCACUAACCUCGAGGGGAAAAGUGGGCAGCUCACAAUGUGUGCCUGAAUUUACAUUCCAAGGAAUUCGAGCUUUUAGUCUUAGCAUUCCGAGAAAACAACAGGUAGAAGUGUUUGUGGACGGAAAUCCGGUAAAGAUUGAGCAAGGAAGCGCCGUUAUUCAAGCCUGCGAAAAAGCUGGUUAUACGAUACCUCGUUUUUGUUAUCAUGAGCGAUUAUCCGUUGCUGGCAAUUGUCGAAUGUGUCUUGUUGAAUUAGAGAGGUCUCCAAAACCUAUUGCAUCGUGCGCAAUGCCUGUUAUGCCUGGGAUGAAAAUCAAAACUGAUACUCCGCUAGUAAAAAAAGCUCGUGAAGGUGUUAUGGAAUUUCUUUUGGCCAAUCACCCGUUAGAUUGUCCGAUAUGCGACCAGGGUGGUGAAUGUGACUUACAGGAUCAAUCAAUUAGAUAUGGUACUGAUCGAGGUAGAUUUCAUGAAGUAAUCGGAAAACGAGCCGUAGAAGACAAAGAUUUUGGACCUUUAAUAAAAACAUCCAUGAAUAGAUGUAUUCAUUGUACACGUUGCGUACGUUUUGCCAAUGAAGUUGCCGGUGUUCCUGAAUUAGGCACAACUGGCAGAGGCAGUGAAAUGCAAAUAAGUACGUACAUUGAACGUACACUGGACUCCGAAAUGUCAGCUAAUGUCAUUGAUUUAUGUCCUGUUGGCGCUUUGACCGCCAAACCCUAUGCAUUUUCAUACCGUUCUUGGGAACUGAAAGGUACUGAAACAAUCGAUAUCCUAGAUGCUAUCGGUAGCAAUAUCAGAGUCGAUUCUCGUGGAGUUGAGGUUAUGCGUGUUCUGCCAAGGAUUAAUGAUGAAAUAAAUGAAGAAUGGAUUUCUGAUAAAACGAGAUUUGCAUUUGACGGACUUAAAAGACAACGACUUACUACACCGUUAGUUCGACAGGGAGAUAAAUUUAUUCCUAUAUCGUGGAACGAAGCAUUGUCAUGUGUAGCAAAAGAAAUCCAUAAUGUUAAAGGAACCGAAGCUAAAGCGAUUGCCGGGCAACUUGUAGAUGUAGAAAGUUUGGUUGCUCUCAAGGAUUUAUUCAACAGUUUUGGUAGUGAUAAUUUCGCUAUUGACGGUCCUAAUAGCUCUAAGAUACCUACUCAUGGAGUUGAUUUCAGAUCUAAUUACUUAUUGAACAGCAAAAUUGCCGGAGUUGAGAAGGCCGACGUGCUUUUAUUAGUUGGUACAAAUCCACGCCAUGAAGGUCCAAUUCUUAAUACCAGAAUUCUAAAAAGCUAUCUAAAUAAUGGCCUAGAUAUUGGGCUUAUAGGUCAUGCUGCAGAUACUACCUAUGAAUAUGAUCAUAUUGGUACAAACAGUAAGGCACUCGAUAGUAUACUGAAGGAUGUGCAUCCGUUUGCUAAAAGGAUUUCUGAAGCUCAAAGACCGUUGAUUAUAGUUGGUAGUGGAGUCCUAGGCAAUCCUGACGAAGCAUAUGUAUUCUCUACUGUAGCUAAAAUAGUCAACAAGUACAAACCGAAAUUUUUCCAAGAUGGAUGGAAUGGAUACAACGUACUUCAAAGGGCUGUAGGUCAUCCCGCUGCUUACGACAUUGGAUUUAUACCUUCACAUGCAUCAUCCCAAACAUCACCAAAAUUCAUCUACCUGUUAGGUGCUGAUGAAAUUAGACCUCAAGAUAUUCCAAAAGAUGCAUUUGUAGUAUAUCAAGGGCAUCAUGGUGAUGUAGGAACCCAUUAUGCUGAUAUAAUUCUUCCUGGAGUGGCCUAUACAGAAAAAAGCGCUACGUAUUUAAACACUGAAGGUCGUGUACAGCUUACUCGAACUGUGGUGCCCCCACCAGCUGCUUCACGUGAAGAUUGGAAGAUCAUUCGUGCUUUAUCUGAGAUUACUGGAUUCACUUUACCUUACGAUGAUCUUCCUUCUCUCCGCGAUCGUAUGAAUGAUAUCGCACCACAUCUCACCCGCUAUGGUGUAAUCGAGAACACUAGUAACUCACAAUUGGGUAUUGAGUAUCUCUCAGAAUUAGCGGCAAAUUCGUCUGAUGCUAAAUUAAAUCCUAUAAUUCAGGAUUUUUAUAUGACGGAUAGUAUUUCUCGAUCAAGUCAAACUAUGGCAAAGUGCUCUGCUGCCUUCAUAAAAAAGAAACGUGAACCCCAAUUACAAGCAUCUAGUUAA
Messenger RNA from Cetraspora pellucida, 2226 nucleotides. NCBI's taxonomy places the organism in Eukaryota, Fungi, Glomeromycota, Glomeromycetes, Diversisporales, Gigasporaceae. The record is from the annotation of a GenBank genome assembly.